Messenger RNA from Ochlerotatus camptorhynchus, 1560 nucleotides. RefSeq names its product mucin-3A-like. The transcript is spliced from 4 exons. Lineage: Eukaryota; Metazoa; Arthropoda; Insecta; Diptera; Culicidae. The record is from RefSeq and is a predicted model, not a curated record. Bases 142 to 1560 code for a protein of 472 amino acids.
CAAAGCGUUUUACAUGUGCGACUCGAGAUGGAUACAUAUGAUGUUGGAAUUAUGUUGAUACCGAAAAUUAUUUGAUCGAGCCAGACGUGUUUAAAUUAAGUAAAUGAGCCAGCGCUUUCGUAUCAAGUAUUUCAUAACGACAUGCUGCGUUAUACAUUAUUUGUUGUUUUGCUUCUGCAAUGUUUACCGCUGAACAUAAGUGAAAACUCAAAAAACCGAAUUGAUAUAAGAAACAGAUAUUCUCCUGGACACAUUCAAUUUCAUUCACCUCAUCAGCACCUAGUGAGCCCGAUAAAUUUACUUAAUCCUGACAAAUACGAAUACUUCACCAUCAAUAAUCAAGGAAAUAUCAUAAAACGAUUGAUGACAUCGAAGGAAAUUCAAAGUAUAGUUGCUGGUAAUAAUGUUAGACAAAAUGUGUUUGACAAGCUUGAUUCGCCUCAUGGCAUAAUAACCAACAUAGUUAGCAGCAUAAAGAAUGUUUUGAACACAGAGCUGCUGUCCAAAACUCACGAAAACCAUCAUCCGGACAACAAUGCAAACGGAAAUAUAGCCGAAGUUACAUCAAGCGAAUCAUCUGAAAAUAAAAAUGAAUAUGUUCCAACCAUCCUGAAUUUAGUUGAACUUUCUAGUCAUCACGAAAAUCAAGAAAAUCUUUCUGACUCCGCUACGAAAUGUCAUAAUAACUGUGAUGUUGAAAAUGAUCCUAACAUCGGUAUAACAACGUUGAUCAGCCACCAGACGAAGUCGACUGAAAUGUACUCUGAACAGGCUACAGAGAGUACCCCACAACAGACAGAUGAAAAUAAAAUUGAAAAUAUGCUCCAGUGGCUAAUAUUGAACAACAAUCUACCGGAGGCCACUGAAAAGGCCCAUGAAAGUACACCACUUCAACCGGAAGAAAAUACAACUGAAAAUGAAAAAGCAACAGAAAAUACAUCAUACCAGGCGGACGAAUUCACAACUGAAAGCAAAUUGAUGUUACUCAUAUCCAACAAUCUGCCGGAAUUGACCGAAAAAGCUACGGAAAGUACUACGUAUCAGGCGGAUGAAAGAAUAACCAUGUCCACUGUUCAAAGUACAUUGGCAGGUGAGGAAUAUUCAUAUCAUAUUAUGACUCCAAAUAGCGAAGCAUCUACUGAAACACCAUCAGCUACGUUAAUCAGCAGUGCCAGUAGUGGAACGUCAACUGAAAUACCAACUACUAUGUUAAUCAACAAUCCAAGUAGCGGAGCUUCUACUCAAAUGCCGGCAACUAUGUUAAUCAGCAGUCCCAGUAGCGAAACUUCCACUCAAAUGCCAACAACUACGUUAAUCAGUAGUCCAAGUAGCGAAACUUCUACUCAAAUGCCGGCAACUACGUUUAUCAGCAGUCCAAGUAGCGAAAAUUCUACUCAAAUACCAGCAACAGCUUUAAACAUCAGUCCUAGUAGCGAAACAUCUACUCAAAUACCAGCAACUACGUUAAUCAGCACGGUUGAUGAUGAGCCAGAACAAUACAUAAUUUCGAUGCAACAACGGUGCUCGAAAGUACUACUACAACAGAGGAAUAUAGUUUGA